AUGGCGCGCACGUCCGAGCAGGAGGCCUUUGCGUACCCCAGGGUGAAGGCCCGGGUGCAGGCGGCCAAGGAGUUCGCGCCGCAGGGCAUCGACGGCGGGCGUGGCUUGCUGGACUGGGCGUGUCUGAACUAUGCGGACCCGAGCCAGGAUGUGCUGGCGAGCCCUGGGGAGGAGAAUACGCCGGCGUCGAUGCGCAUCACACCCGCGUUUGCCGUGUGA
Messenger RNA from Lasiosphaeria miniovina, 219 nucleotides. RefSeq lists its product as uncharacterized. The record is from RefSeq and is a predicted model, not a curated record. NCBI's taxonomy places the organism in Eukaryota, Fungi, Ascomycota, Sordariomycetes, Sordariales, Lasiosphaeriaceae. Bases 1 to 219 code for a protein of 72 amino acids. The transcript is spliced from 2 exons.